Molecule: messenger RNA, 1275 nt
Organism: Paramuricea clavata
Lineage: Eukaryota; Metazoa; Cnidaria; Anthozoa; Malacalcyonacea; Plexauridae
Source: the annotation of a GenBank genome assembly
AUGCUUGCCAUAGCACUGGAUGAAUCUACAGAUGUUGCCUCACUCAGUCAGUUGGUGGUGUGGGUACGGUACAAACACGAUGAUGACUUCAAAGAUGAUCUCAUGCUUUGUAAACCACUCGAGUUGACAACUAAAGAUGCAGAUGUGUUCAAAAUGGUUGACGAUUUCUUCACUGAUAAAGAACUAAACUGGAAUACGGUUUACGGUAGUUGCACUGAUGGCGCACCGGCCAUGCUGGGAGUAAGAUCCGGGUUUAAGGCAAAGAUAAACGAAGUCGCCCCGAACGUGUUUAGUGUCCACUGUAUGAUUCAUCGCGAGGCUCUCGCAGCAAAAACUCUUCCAGAUAUACUGAAAAAUGUCAUGCAACAAGUCAUACGUAUGGUGAAUCAUAUCAAGUCGAGUGCCUUAAAUACCCGCUUGUUCAGAAAGUUCUGUAGAGGUAUGGAUGCCGACCACAUCAACCUUCUGUAUUACACAGAAGUCCGUUGGCUGUCUCGUGGGAAUAUGAUGCAACGUGUUUAUGAGCUGAGAACUGAAAUGAGAGAUUUUCUUCAAGGGCAGAAGAAAGAUGAUUGGGCUAAUCUACUGAAUGACAAGGAAUGGCUUGCUAAAUUGAGCUACCUUAGUGACAUUUUUGAAAGACUCAAUACUCUGAACAGGUCAUUACAGGGAAAAGGUUCAAAUAUUAUGGAGUUUCACGAUAAACUGGAGGGAUUUCUAGGAGUUAUAGAUUUGCUCAUUCGAAAAGUGCGAGCAGAUAGAUAUGCACUAUUUCCGAGCUUGUCUGAAUUCAUUGAGAGUGAAAACUUUGAAGUGGCUAAUUUAAAAGAACCUAUUGAAGAACACCUUCUGUCCUUGAAAUCUGAAUUCGAUAGAUAUUUUCCUGAUAUCGAUACCGAGCAAUUCGCUUUGAUUCGUAACCCCUUUGAUGCAGUCGAAAAUUUCGAUGACGAUGAUGAACCCGCCGAAGCCGAGCUUAUCGAAAUGCGUGCCAAUAACUGUGCUAAAGAUGUGUUCUCACGAUCUCCGCUGUCAACAUUUUGGUGCACAAUGCGUCAUGGUUAUCCCAAUUUAGCUAAAAUUGCUUUGAAAAAGUUGUUACCAUAUCCUUCCACGUAUUUAUGUGAAUCGUCGUUCUCAACGAUGACGGCAAUGAAAACAAAAUCACGUAAUCGUCUCGAACUAGAACACGAUUUUAGGGGGUGUGUGUCUACCACCGAGCCAGAAAUUUCGAAAUUGGUUCGAGAUGCAAAAAGUCCUCAAGUGUCACAUUGA